Messenger RNA from Procambarus clarkii (red swamp crayfish), 1107 nucleotides. The record is from RefSeq and is a predicted model, not a curated record. Lineage: Eukaryota; Metazoa; Arthropoda; Malacostraca; Decapoda; Cambaridae.
AUGCAUCAUUCAACAGUCACGACGACCUUCGUAACCCCGGCCACCGCCCGCCCUCGUCCACCGCCCGCCCUCGGCCACCGCCCGCCCUCGUCCACACCCUGCCCUCGGCCACCGCCCGCCCUCGGCCACCGCCCGCCCUCGGCCACCGCCCGCCCUCGGCCACCGCCCGCCCUCGGCCACCGCCCGCCCUCGGCCACCGCCCGCCCUCGUCCACCGCCCGCCCUCGUCCACCGCCCGCCCUCGUCCACCGCCCGCCCUCGUCCACCGCCCGCCCUCGGCCACCGCCCGCCCUCGUCCCACCCCGCCCUCGGCCACCCCGCCCUCGGCCACCGCCCGCCCUCGGCCACCGCCCGCCCUCGGCCACCGCCCGCCCUCUUUACACAGUUUAACAUAUUCCAAGAGUCUUCUACACUACACUUGCCUCAAAAACUGGUCCAAAACAGUCUCAAAACAGAGCAUUUCCCAUCUGCGGGCAGUGAAGUGUGUGGUGACAGUGAGGGGGCUAGAAGACCGUAUGGUCCCAGCGGUACCCCGCGGCGCCCCACGCCCACACCGCAGGUCCACACCCCUGCCGCUGCCGCCGUCACCCCUGCUGCCGCUGCUGCCGUCAGCGUCACCCCUGCUGCCGCCGCCGUCACCCCUGCUGCCCCUACCGUCACCCCUGCCGCCGCCGUCACCCCUGCUGCCCCUACCGUCACCCCUGCCGCCGCCGUCACCGUCACCCCUGCUGCCCCUACCGUCACCCCUGCUGCCCCUACCGUCACCCCUGCCGCCGCCAGCACCGUCACCCCUGCUGCCCCUACCGUCACCCCUGCUGCCCCUACCGUCACCCCUGCCGCCGCCAGCACCGUCACCCCUGCUGCCCCUACCGUCACCCCUGCCGCCGCCAGCACCGUCACCCCUGCCGCCUCCGCUGCCACCGUCACCCCUGCCGCCGCCGUCACCGUCACCCCUGCCGCCAGCACCGUCACCCCUGCCGCCGCCGCUGCCACCGUCACCCCUGCUGCCCCUACCGUCACUCCUGCCGCUGCCGUUAUCCUGCCGACCCCCCGCGACAGCCCCGCCAUCACGAGACAGCCUCCUGCACUUCCUACCAGCGGUUCAUGA